Molecule: messenger RNA, 1644 nt
Organism: Pogona vitticeps (central bearded dragon)
Lineage: Eukaryota; Metazoa; Chordata; Lepidosauria; Squamata; Agamidae
Gene: PRODH2
Product: proline dehydrogenase 2
Cellular component (GO): mitochondrion
Molecular function (GO): proline dehydrogenase activity; FAD binding
Source: RefSeq, a predicted model, not a curated record
ACAGCUCCUUGUUGGGCUGGUGUCGCUCCCUAAUCCCAGCCUCCGACUGUUUGCUGUUUGAUGCCCAAUCGUUGUGGGAUAAUCACCAGAUGUUGCCUUUCAGAAGUGAUGGUCUGUGACCUUUCGACAAAGCUAGCAGCAUGCUGAAAUGUGGGGUUCGCUUGUUGCGCUCUAGGGUCUUAGCCUCCUGGGGGCCCCAGCAUGCUUCUUGGAAACCCUCCCACCUGGCUGCGGCAAAGAACCCCAUGCCUGCCCAUCUUUCGCUGCGUUUGGAUGAUGGGAAAGUUUUCCGCCUGAAGAGCAACUGGGAGCUCACGCGGGGACUGCUGGUCUUCUUCCUCUGUUCUUCCCCAUGGCUGGUUCAGAAAGCACCCCUGAUCCUUUCGGGCACCCGACGAGUUCUGGGCCGGCGGCUGUGGAGUUCAGCACUCCGUCUUACGCUGUAUGGACAGUUUGUGGCUGGCGAGACCCACAAGGAGAUCAAGGACACUUUGCAACGGCUCCAAGGUUUGGGGGUCCGCCCUCUCCUUGCAGUCCCAAUAGAAGAAGAUGUGGGUGAAGCCAGGAAAGGGGAAGCAUGGUAUGACAAGAAUACCAGUUCGAUGCUUACUUGCCUGGAUCUGUCCAUGGGGGUUUCCACUAACCCCAUGAUGCAACUGAGGAUAACAGCAAUGAUGGCUGCUGAACUCUGUAAGACAAUCACCCUGCGCCUGAAAGAGCAGGAGGGAAAGUCGGACCUGAGCAUAGAGAGAGUGGUAGCUGUCAUGAAAGGAGAGCCACUGAACUUUAGCUGCCUGAACCAAGAAGAGAACCAGCAUUUCCAAAAAUCACUGCAUCGGCUCAAUUCAGUAGCACAGUAUGCUGUGGAAAAGGAGGUCCGUGUUCUGGUGGAUGCAGAAUACACCUACAUUAAUCCAGCCCUGACACUUGUCACCCUGGCAAUGAUGGCUGCUUGGAACAAGGAAAAGCCCUGGAUUUGGAACACCUAUCAGGCUUAUCUCAAGGACACUCUGGAGCGGAUGAAUCAGGAUUUGGCUCUCAUGGAGCAUUUGGGUGUAUGUUUUGGAGUAAAGCUAGUCCGGGGGGCUUAUAUGGAGAAAGAACGGAAACUGGUAAAGGAGAAAGGUUACCUCGAUCCUGUGCAACCCAACUGGGAGGCUACCAAUAAAAGCUACCAUCGCUGUCUAGAUUUCGGCUUGGACCAAGCCUUUCAAGCCCAGGGAAGGUUUGAGAUGAUCGUGGCCACUCACAAUGAAGCCUCGGUGAUGCAUGCUGUGCAAAGGAUGGCAGAGAUGGGCUUAGACAAAGCUACUGGACCCGUCAGCUUCGGACAGCUGCUAGGAAUGUGUGAUCAGGUGUCCUUGGCACUGGGCCAAGCAGGUUAUGCUAUCUAUAAAUCCAUCCCCUAUGGAUCUGUGGAAGAAGUGAUCCCCUACUUGAUCCGCCGUGCGCAUGAGAACCAGAGCGUCCUCCAUGGCAUUCGAAAGGAAAGAGAUCUGCUACGCGCGGAACUACGCAGACGGAUCCAGAGGAAGACUUGAGGGAAGCUAAACAUCCUGAAGAAACUACCCAAUCUCCCUGUUUUUUCCUGGACUAGUGGGACUAGGCCUUUGCGAUAGAGUCUCUGUCCCCCCUCAUGGUGUU